Messenger RNA from Bacillus rossius redtenbacheri, 6691 nucleotides. It is a transcript of the gene Pka-C1, whose product is annotated as cAMP-dependent protein kinase catalytic subunit 1. Gene Ontology annotation, biological process: protein phosphorylation. Gene Ontology annotation, molecular function: protein serine/threonine kinase activity; ATP binding. Gene Ontology annotation, cellular component: nucleus. NCBI's taxonomy places the organism in Eukaryota, Metazoa, Arthropoda, Insecta, Phasmatodea, Bacillidae. The coding region runs from base 328 to 1386 and encodes 352 amino acids. The transcript has a single exon. The record is from RefSeq and is a predicted model, not a curated record.
AACUAAAACGUACACUUUGAAAUUUUGGUUUGACGGAAGCCAUUUUAUCGUAGUUUGGUGUUGAAAAGUACAAAUUUAUUUUUGUUUGUUGAUAUCCGUUGAUUGUGUUUCGUUUACAAGUGGAAUUGUCGUGUGGCAACCGUAACAAUGGUGAUUAUAUUAGUGUGUAUGUGCUAACGAGGUCGGUGAGUUUGGCAUUAAACUUCGUCGUGAUCGUUGCCUUCCCUUUGAAAACAUAAGCAGAACCUUUGGGUUCUGAUAGUUCGGUGCUAAAAGAGUAUUCGAGCAAAGCCACCGGGAGCCCUGGAGGUUUUAAAAGUUAAAACCAUGGGCAAUGCCGCAACGGCUAAUAAGAAGGGCGACCCAGUGGAGAGCGUCAAGGAAUUUUUGGACCAAGCGAAGGAAGACUUUGAGGAGAAAUGGAAGAAGAAUCCUACGAACACGGCUGCCUUGGAUGAUUUCGAACGAAUUAAGACUUUGGGAACUGGUUCUUUUGGACGGGUUAUGAUAGUGCAGCACAAACCAACAAAGGAGUAUUACGCCAUGAAGAUUUUGGAUAAACAAAAGGUGGUGAAGUUAAAGCAGGUAGAGCACACGUUGAAUGAAAAGAGAAUACUUCAAGCCAUCAGUUUCCCUUUCCUGGUGAGUCUAAAGUACCACUUCAAGGACAAUUCGAAUCUGUACAUGGUGCUGGAGUACGUGCCAGGCGGAGAGAUGUUCUCGCAUCUGCGCAAGGUGGGUCGCUUCAGCGAGCCGCACUCACGUUUUUACGCCGCCCAGAUAGUGCUGGCCUUCGAGUACCUGCACUACCUGGACCUCAUCUACCGAGACCUCAAGCCCGAGAACCUGCUCAUCGACUCGCAAGGGUACCUCAAGGUCACCGACUUUGGCUUUGCGAAGCGCGUGAAGGGGCGGACGUGGACCCUGUGUGGCACCCCCGAAUACCUGGCACCCGAGAUCAUCCUCAGCAAGGGGUACAACAAGGCUGUGGACUGGUGGGCGCUGGGUGUGCUGGUGUACGAGAUGGCGGCAGGCUACCCACCCUUCUUCGCUGACCAGCCCAUCCAGAUCUACGAGAAGAUUGUGUCUGGCAAGGUACGCUUCCCCUCGCACUUCGGCUCCGACCUCAAGGACCUGCUGCGCAACUUGCUGCAGGUGGACCUCACAAAACGCUACGGCAACCUCAAGAAUGGGGUCAACGACAUCAAGGGCCACAAGUGGUUUGCCUCCACCGACUGGAUCGCAGUGUUCCAGAAGAAGAUAGAGGCGCCCUUCAUCCCGCGCUGCAAGGGCCCUGGCGACACCAGCAACUUCGACGACUAUGAGGAGGAGGCGCUCCGGAUCUCGUCGACCGAGAAGUGCGCCAAGGAGUUUGCAGAGUUCUGAGCGCUCUCCACCGCCAUCUUGUCGCUUGUCUCAAACCCUCCUGUGUUUCAUGUCCGGUUGUUUGAGAGGUAUGAGUUGGUGUACGUUGACCCCAUCUUAGUACGCCCACGUUUCACGUGCCAGCAGAUGUGUCGUUAGAUCACGUUAGUCCGUUUGAUUUUAGAAUUGCGUGAGAGCAGCGCAGUUCACACAGGCAUAAACCAUAUCCUUCCAUGUUUUGUCACUUGAGCCAGUACCCAAGUUUAAUUGGGUAGAGCGGUGUAUCGUAGUUAUUGAACUCGAAUGAUCGGCCACGUUUGGUGGCAGUCAUUGACCCUGUUCGAAGCGUUGAGGACAGAGGCAAUGUGAUACUAUCGUCACGAGCCGCUCGCAACUCCAUGAUUCGGUAUGGGGAAAGCCUUUGCCGGGAGUCGAGCCCGAUGCACGAUUAAUCUGCUGGUGGCCCCUUCUUCCGAGACGACAGGCUAAUGGCAUGCAAUUUUUACGAGUAUUAAUGUAAUGUUUUAGUUACACUUAGUUUGUAGCACAGCCCUGUGCUUCGUAGGGCAGGCAUUAUGCAUGACACGUUUUGGCAGCGUCAUCUAUUAUAAAAUAGUUUUUAAUUGUGGAGAGAAUGAGAGUGAAUGCCCCCCUACUCGUGUGUGGUUCCGUCGAAAUGUAGCUGCUGAGAAUCUGCUCAAAUGGGUAGUUCCAUGUUUGUGUUAAGUUGAGCGUUGCAAGCUGCUUCUCUGUGCGAGGCUGGUGGAGUGCAUUGUGCUCACAGUCGACUGCCGUUGUGUAAUCUGGCAUCUGGAGUGUGUUGUGUAGUCGCUUCCUUUCGACUGUUGCAGAACUUUGAAUUCGUAAACAUACGGUGAAGGCUAUACUUCGUUUAGCAUUAAUCACAUUCUGUCAUUAUUAUCUUUUAAAUUGGAAUCAGCAUGAAAAGACAAGGAGGAAUAAUUUAAUUGUCUUGACUUCUUUGGAUAAUGGGUAACAUAUCUAAGUUGGGUAACAUAUCUUCAGGACAUUAAACCAUCAUGACUGAAUUUGAAUUUGCUACAACACUGGCUUUUACUAAUAUAAUUUUUCUGUAGUUGGCAAAAAUGUAAAACUGGUAAUGACUUGUGAAUAAACACCACAUCAGUGGUGGUUCAUAAUAAAUGUUAAAGGUUGUACGUGAUUGUAUUAUAUCUAUAGGGAGGGGGGGAGGGGAGAGAUUGAAGGUAGGUUGCGUGGUGGGAGAAAGGAAGCGUCUACAGUCCCGUGUGAGAUGCUGCUAUAUGCCUGGAUCGUAAAUGCUUGCUGUGACACUGAUUAUCGAUAGCUGCACCGUGUUUUUUUUUGGGGGUGAAGUAACACAGCUGAGGAUGAGACAGUUGCAGAUAUUGUUUGCCUUAGAACAUUUAGUUGCAGAUACACAGUUUAAUGCGUGCCAUGUUUCAUUGAUCAGCUUUCGUAGUUGAGGCCCUUGUGCCUUCAGGUUCGCCAUUUACCUGGUGUGACUUCUCCACUAUUUCUCAGUUUAAUUUACUUUGUUGGUACCUAUACCAGAAACCUGUUUAUCUUAAUUACUCAGUGUGGUUUAGAUGAAGAUUUUUUUUUAUAGAUACAUCAUUUCUAUUAAGUUAUUAAUUAUGUAAAAAAAAUUAUGGAAACAAGACGAUUUUUAACAGAAUCAGAAUAAACAAGUUUCUGGCGUACGUCGUCUGCUCUUAUCGCUAUGUUGCUUUUGAUGCAGCAGAGGCAGAUCUGGUUCAUGUGUGUGAGAGAGAGAGAGAGAGAGAGAGUGUGAGAGAGAGAGAGAGAGAACAGCCACGCUGCUUGAGUGGCCAGUGCGCUCUGCAUGCCAUUGGUCCCUGGUUUCACGCUUCAUGCUGUGCACUGAUUGGGUGAUGGGUCGGCUGGACCAAACAAUACCACAAGUCGUGCAGUCUUAGAGAACGCCCUAAUCUCUGCUCUUAAUCUAUGAGACGCCAGAUGAACAUACGGUGUGUUGGUGGGUGGAAUUUACAACUGAGGUUUUUAAAUGAUGCUGAAAUAAGAUAAGAGUUUAAUAUUGCACAGUUAAUGCACAGAGGUCUAACAAAGCCAAGAUUAUGUUAUGCCCCGAAGAAUGUUGAACUUAUCCGUGAGUCAUGUCAGAGGUUUUUAACUAACCCAACGCCAAAUGAGUAUGAUAUUACACACAUACACACUCAUAUAUGUAUUUUAUAUUAUUUUCAAACUGUAAAAUGAGAAAUAAAAAUAUCAAAGUCUUAAGUAACAUAAUUAAUUAUUUUACUUUUUGUUACCAAUCUAACAACAUCUUACUAGUGACUACUGGCAGUCGACAGAGUAAUUUUGAGUUUUUACAUAUUGGUGUGCUGUUUCAUCGAGAGACUCGGACAUAAGAGUCGGAGAUAGAUAAGUAUUACAAAGAGGCAUUAGAAUAAUUUAACGUCAAUGCUUGAUGCUCAUAUUCACACGUCAUAAAUCACCACACCUUAAAUGCCCUAUUUAUUUAUUUGAGCUAAGCCCUAGAAUAGUUAAUUAGAAAAGUAGACAAACCAGUUAUGAGGGUGUGUCUUGCGCUUGUGCUUCCAGAAGUAGAAGUACAGUAUCCUUCUGACAGUCCGGAAUGCAACGGUCCAGAAAGCCUGAUGGUCUGGCACCACCUAUGAAUGUACACACUUCACCCAAAAAGCAAACUUAAGCUAAAAACCUAUAAUUUUUUUAGCGAAGGUCGAAAAACCUUUUUUUGCAGAACGCACUUUAGUGGCAGUCGGAAGCUGUGCGCACCUUGUAAGUAGUUAGCUUGAAAUAUAGUUUUGGCCUGUGUUUGCAUUGAAAUGUUCAACCUUAUGUUCUUGCUGAACAGUAUUUGCAGCUGAACGUCAUCUUGCAGAUGUGUUUGCUCCACAACUUAGUGUUUGUCGAUGAAGGGAUAGACCGUCCGUUGAUCCGGCAUGUUUGGUAGUCCGGCGUCAACAGUCCCGAAUGGCCGGAUUGUCGGAAUGACUGGGCUUGCAAGUGUGCGUUGUCCCUCUUCCUCACUUUGAAUCCGUAUGAAUAUUUUAAGGUUCGAUAUUUGUUUUGUAAGCAGCUUUUUUCUUCUGUAUUUAGUACUUCAAAGAAAUGUUCAGAGUCUUUAGAGCUAAAGUUAGACCUUUAUGCAUUAACCGUUGCAGAAACACUGUAAUUGAACUUACAUUGUGGCCAUGUUGCAGUUAGCAGUUUCAGAUUUAUAUAAUGAACACAUUCCUGACUUUUUACAGUUGGCCAACGAUGUGUUUUAAUGUUUGGUGGGGAAAUUGGCAACCAAACGCUCUUAAACAAAAACAGCAUGCAUUGUAAGGGCUUGGCCACACUGAAUGCGAUGAGACGUGACACGACGCCACCAGAUGAGACGUGACGAGACUGUCUCCAACAGCCUGGCCACACUGAACUGUGGCAGUGUGAUAUGAGACGCAUGCUCUUUUUGUUGUAGAGGAAGUUAAUGCGCCUAGACAGUAAGAAAAUCGGAUGUGGAUUACUGAAAUUAUUAGCGAGCGACAAAGACUUGGCAAAUUUCCACUGUAUAGCCACAAUUUAGAGGAAAUGAAAAUGAAUCAAUAUAGUACUUUAUGAAUGAUUUCCAUACUUCCAAUUACAUUUUUAAAGAAUUAUCUAUCUAUACUAAUAAUAAAACUGCUGAGGUCAAAAGUCUGUAAAUUGAUUGAAGUGAUAAAAAAAACAAUUGGAAAUAGCUAUUAACAAUAUUUAAAACUUAAAAUUUUUUUUUGUUUGUUCUAGCAUCGACCAAAAACUCCUAGAUUUAGUUUGAUGAAUUUUUUUUUUUUUUUAAGGUUUUUGGAUAACUUAAAACACUAGUCUAUAUAUAAUUAUAAAUUUGUAUCCAAGGGGGUGAAAAAAAGGAUAAGGAUAAAUAUGAUUUUAAAAGAAUUAUGUCUACAGAGCUAAUCAAGCAUAAAAAAAUAUAUUGUGAAUCGAUAAUAAACAUAUACUAUAUUAUGAAAUUCAACCCCUAAGAGAUGACGAAGGGGUGAGUAUGUUUUUAAAAAUAAUAAUUAAUACUUCAAAGUCGAGUGAAACUAGAAGUAAGAAACUAAAGAAAAAUGUGCAUGUAGAGUUGCGUGUUUUAUUUUUUUCCAUUUGUCUAAAUUCAUCCUUUAAGAGGGUGAAAAGGGGUUUAGAUUUUUGGUUUAUCUCUCUCUCUAUCUUUAUUCAUCUUGUUACUCACUUUAACAUCUUGAGUUCAUGUUUCAUAAGCCUUUUUUUUUUUUUUUUGCAUAAUCUGGACUCGUAAACUUUUCUGCAUUCACAUUUGAUGGACAAAGGACAGGACCGUCCCUCGAGCAAACUGAGAAAUAUUUGUCGCUAGGUGUUGCGCCGUGUCUCGCUCGGUUUGGCCACCCACAUGAAAAAGCAUUGUUUUACUCCCAGCUGUCUCGUCUCGUCUCCUCCAGCAUGGCCAAGCCCUAAGUGAUGGUGACUUGUUAGUGGUGGUGGCGCCAGGUAUUGCUAGUGGUGUCGUGACACUCAGCAGCCCCUGCUUUGCCUUGCCAGGAGUGUCUCGGUUGUCACAUGACGCUUGAAAAGAUGCCAUAUCUAAACUUAUUUUUUAAGUUGUACAGAAUUCGCCCUUUACUCUACUUUGCAGCAUUGUUUUACAGCAUGACUGGUCCUUAGGUAAUGACAGCAUGUCUCUGGUGGUCAGUGGCACUUAAUGUAACACCAUACCUGGUCCGUGAGUUGACAUGUAUUUUAUUCGAGGCAGUUUUUCUUUUGUAAAUAUAUCAGAAUUCUGGUUCUAAGCAGAAUGGUCAUAUGUUUUUAACCAUUGUUUGCUAACCGGGUUUCAAAUAUUUAGAUUAAGCUUAUUAGAUAAAUUACUACAGUUUUAAAUUGAUAUGUGAGUAACUUUCUCAAAGCUAUUUUUUAAAAAAAGUCUGAUUUCAAUAAAAGAAGGGUGUCCAUUUGCAAGUACAAUGUUGUUGAAGAAGGUCAUUGCGGCAGUCGCCGUGUGAGGCCGUGUCAUCAUCUUAGUUGCGUGAAGUUGGCAACUUGUGGAAGGCACAAAUAAGUGACAGUUUUGAGGUUAAGUUAGUUAAAUAUAUAUAUUUUAUUUUUACAUGAAAUCCACAAGAAUUUUGACUUAUUUGUGUUGAGAGUCAUAGAAGUAGGCAGCUGUACUCCAAUGCUGAGUUUUGUAUGAUGCUUCCAGAACUGCAAACUAUUUGAGGCUGGAAAACAAAGAAUAAUUGUAUUUGAAAAUGUGACUCUAGAGUUAUCUGUGCAAAGUAUUCACUCAUAAGGAAAAAAAAUAUAUAUAUAUAUAUGGAAA